Drosophila obscura is the source of this 1964-nucleotide messenger RNA. RefSeq lists its product as uncharacterized. Bases 1058 to 1837 code for a protein of 259 amino acids. The record is from RefSeq and is a predicted model, not a curated record. The transcript has 2 exons. NCBI's taxonomy places the organism in Eukaryota, Metazoa, Arthropoda, Insecta, Diptera, Drosophilidae.
UCAAAUCAGUAUUAAAUCAACCAAACUUUUGGCUUCGAAUCACUGGUACUCACUGGUAGUCAGGGAAAGCAAAUGACUUGUCAGUGGAAAUUGUAAUUAUGAGUUUUGGGAAUUGCGUAUCCCGUAUCCCGUAUCUCUUUGUAUCUGGGCCUCGGCCCACGCAGCUGCUGAUAAAAAAUGUUAAAUUCUUAUUUUGCUUGGCCAUCAAACGAUGCCAAAAAGUUUAAAUUAGUUAAAGAACUUCAUUAGCUGAACCGUCGAAAGAGAUUGACGUCCGCGGGAGCAAUGGGAGCAGCAAACAGCCAACAGCCAACAGACAGCCGGCAGCCAGCAGUCAGCAGCGCGCAAGCACAGCGAAAAAGCCAAGUUGUGGAAAAUUAUGAAAAUUAUAAUUACCGGCUUAGCUGGGUCGGCUGGCAAGUGCCUGGGCCUGCGUCUGCGUCUGCAUCUGGACCGAAAGACUCAAAGCCAGCAGCCAACUUCCAGAUAUUAUCGGCAAAGCCAGUAGCUGUUUAUUUUCCAAGGCAUUUCAACACAGUGGCAGCUGCUCCGCGCUGAUGCUGUGGAGCAUUGACUGAGAGUCUGUUUUAUGGCCUGUCGCAGCCAACACAAAUCAAUUAGAUAAUGUGGCAGCAGCAGCAACAGCAGCAACAGCAGCAGCAGCAUUCGCAAUCGCAGAUCGCUGGUCCAUGCAUAUUUAUAAAUGUCGCAGAGUGCAUUUAAAUCAAAAACAAAGAAAAAGGCAAGACAGACUAUCAUGGAUCAGGUCUAGGCCUAAGCCAGGGAAGACGCAUGCAUAUUUAAACGGUCGAGGCAUUUUAAUGACCAUCGAAUGGCAUCGAAAUCAACGGCAAGGUCACACCGAAACCAGGCGUUCCCCUCGUUUUGUGUUGUGGGAGGGGGAUGAGUGUCAAACGUCCCAAUGCAUGCAUGGAUCUGAUCUCUCUGCCGCUCUCAACGUGUGGCUUGUGCCUAUAAAAGCCAGACUUUGUCGAACUUCAAGCAUUAGUUCCUCUUGUCACCUCCAAGACCAAGCCACCAGCCCAGCCCAGCCACAAUGCGCGUCUUCAUUCUUCUGUGCCUUUUGGCUGCCAGCUGCAGUGCCGAUAAGCUGGGCUACAACUACCAGCCCGUGGCCCAUGCCGAUGAGGGCCUCUCCUUCCUUCCAGGCAGCGGACAGAUUCCCAUCGAGAUCCAGCAGCAGCUGCAGCAGGUGCAGAGUGGAGAGGCUGUGCUCUCGCAGCCCAUCGCAGCACCCAUCCAGGCGCCAAUCAUUCCCCAGGCUGCCCCUCUGGUCGAGGAGUUCCAGAAGGAGUUCUACAGCUACGCGGCGCCCGAGGAGCAGUUCGAUGAGGGUGUCAACAACCAGCAGAUUGCCAGCUCGCUGAAGAAGAACCUGCGCGUCGUCUUCAUCCGCACACCCGAGAACCAGGGCUUCGAGCAGGCCGCCCUGCAGCUGGCCAAGCAGUCCGCCCAGCAGGAGACCGCCAUCUAUGUGCUGACCAAGCAGGCCGACGUGGCCAACUUGGCCAAGCAGCUGAAUGCCCUCAAGUCCACAUCCACCAAUAAGCCCGAGGUGCACUUCGUCAAGUACCGCACUCCCGAGGAUGCGGCCAACGCCCAGCUUGCCAUCCAGAACCAGUACAACCAGCUGCCAGGCGUGUCCCGCAUCUCCAAUGAGGGUCGUGCUCCAGUGUUGAACUUUGCCUCACCAGCGGCAGCCCAAUCAGUACCCGCCAGCCUGUCGCGCGCUCCCAGCUCCGAGUAUCUUCCCGCCAAUGUGGUGGCUGGCCAGGAUUAUCUGCCACCCACUCUGCGUCGCUUCCGCGUCAAGUGAGUGCCGUAUACGAGCUACCACUACACGGUAACGUUUCCUAAACGAUCACAUUACCCCACAUCUUACAUCUAUUGCAACUAAUUAGCUUUUAAGUAUCCAUACGAGUGUCUAGGAAUAAAAUUUGUUA